ACAAGACAAAACAAAACACAAAUAAUUCAAAGGGAUCUUUAUGUAAAGGCACUACGAGCUAGUGGCGAUAAUGGAGCACGGCCCUACAUUCUUCUUCUUGCUUUCCACUCUCGUCCUCGCCGUUUCCGUUAAGUCUCCUCCGCCUCCUCUAUUUCCCGAUGAAGCUCUCCCCACUAAUUCCGGAUACCUUUCGGUUAAACCAGCCACAGACUCCUCCAUGUUUUAUGCCUUCUACGAAGCCCAAAAGCCGACCACACUUCUUCCCGACACUCCGCUCCUCGUUUGGCUCCAAGGUGGGCCAGGCUGCUCUUCCAUGAUUGGCAACUUCUACGAGCUUGGCCCGUGGCGCGUUAUGUCAAGCGCCACUGAGCUUGAACGCAACCCAGGCGCUUGGAACCGUCUUUUUGGGCUACUCUUUGUGGAUAACCCUAUAGGAGUCGGAUUCAGCAUCGCCUCCUCAAAACAAGACAUACCCACAAAUCAGAGACAGGUCGCUGAGCAUCUUUACGCUGCUCUCGUGGAGUUCCUUGAGCAAAACCCAGGCUUCGAAAACCGACCGGUUUACUUCACUGGCGAGAGCUACGCUGGUAAGUACGUCCCGGCCAUUGGAUACUAUAUCCUUAAAGAGAAACCCAAUGGGACAGUGAAUCUAAAGGGCCUAGCCAUUGGAAACGGGCUGACCGAUCCCGUGACCCAGGUCCAAACCCAUGCGGUCAACGUUUACUACUCGGGUCUGGUCAACGCAAAACAGAGAGUUGAAGUGGAGAAAGCGCAGGAGAUAUCCGUAGCUCUCGUGAAGUCACAGAAAUGGCGUGAAGCAGCAGACGCGAGGACCGAGCUGUUGACGCUACUAAGUAACAUGACAGGACUCGCGACGCUCUACAACACGGCACGUUCGAUUCCUUACAGAACAGACCUCGUGGUGGACCUUCUAAACCAGGGAGAGGCUAAGCGAGUUUUGGGAGUAAGCGAAACGAUGCGUUUUGAGGAUUGUAGUGAUGAAGUAGAAGAUGUGUUGCGGGAAGAUGUGAUGAAGAGCGUAAAGUUCAUGGUGGAGUACGCAUUAGAGAGGACUCAAGUGUUGCUGUACCAAGGAAUGCUUGAUUUAAGAGACGGUGUCGUUUCGACGGAAGAGUGGAUGAAGACUAUGAACUGGUCGGGGUUGGGGAUGUUCUCGACGGCGGAGAGGAGGGUGUGGAAGGAUGAAGACGGUGCGGUCGCUGGAUAUGUUCAAAGAUGGGGGAAUUUGUGCCACGUGGCGGUUUCAGGGGCUGGACAUUUUGUUCCGACAGAUGAAGCUGUUAAUUCAAGGGAUAUGAUUGAAGGCUGGGUUUUGGGGAAAGGAUUGUUCGGUGGUAAUGAAGAUAUGAAGCAGACAAUUUCGUCGAGCUUUUACAAUUCAAUCUAGAUAAAGGUUGUGUGUACUUGUACCAGUUCUGUGUUAGUCAAUAAGAUUCAGAUUCUAAU
This is a messenger RNA of Arabidopsis arenosa, 1467 nucleotides long. NCBI's taxonomy places the organism in Eukaryota, Viridiplantae, Streptophyta, Magnoliopsida, Brassicales, Brassicaceae. The record is from the annotation of a GenBank genome assembly.